Cladocopium goreaui is the source of this 5046-nucleotide messenger RNA. NCBI's taxonomy places the organism in Eukaryota, Dinophyceae, Suessiales, Symbiodiniaceae. The record is from the annotation of a GenBank genome assembly.
AUGCUGACUCAGAGGGACGCAAUGCGGCUGAUCAAGACCACGGCCGAAGCAGUGAUGGAAUCACUUCGGAUGCUGCUCAUCAUCCUGAUGAACCAGAUCGAAGUGAAAGCCCCGGACCAAGAGAUCUCAGACCACCAUGCCAACUCACUGCAGUCCCUUCUGGAACAUGUGUGCAACCAGAAGGAAAAGAUCGAAGAACUCGCCGAGGCUCUCAAAGCAAUCAAGUCCCCUCGCAAGUCUCGGGGAAACGGUGGGCCAAAGCCGUCAGAGCCUGGAGACCUCUCGGAUUUCUCAUGGGAGCUGGAGGAAGAGGAACUGAUGGCGUCAAUGACAAUUCCCUCAAAGAGGACUGCCCCAAGGGUGAUGCCAACCAAUGUGACACACCGGAAUCAAGUUCCCCUGCCGGUUCCGGUGCAGACCAACGAGAACCAGCUGGCGUUGACGGCUCAGGCAGUGGAGAGUUGGGGGAACAAGAGAAUCUCGUGGGGAAAGACGCACAAUGGGAAGAGAUUCGCGGAGGUUUACGAGGAAAACAACAGCUAUGUCGACUGGAUCACAGCAAGGGCAAAGAAUGCGACACCGGCCAUGCAGGACUUCAUCACCUACUGCCGAGCUCGAGAAGACAUGGAAAGCCAGGCAGGUCAAUUGAAGCUGUUGAAGAAGGUUUUUCUUUGGAAACCCAAGCAUGUGUGGAUGGCUCCAGAAUGUGCCCCAUGGUGUCCUUGGAAUCGUUUCAAUCAAAUGAGGGGCGUAUCAUCCUUUUGCCGCAUCCAAGACAACCAAGAGAGGUCCCGGGAACAGCUCACCUUUUGUUCCCUGGUUUGCAAAAUACAAUUGGAUCGCGGUGAUCACUUUCACUUGGAAAACCCUGGACCCUCAGGUAUGUGGCAUCAGAAUGAAAUGCAGGAGAUAUGCAGUAGCACAAAGCCAGCAUAUUUCGACCAGUGUCGCUUUGGUCUCAAGCAUCCGUGUCUCCAAGAACCCAUGCAAAAGAGAACGCGUGUUCAAACGUCCUCAGAAGAAAUGUUCCAAAGCAUGGACAGUCGUUUCUGUCAGCAUGACCAUGAACAUGUCCCAAUUGCUGGAAACUGUUCCUAUAAGGGCCAGAACAUACAGGUGUCACGUUUUGCUGCCUUUUACCCAAGGGUUCUUGCGAAGAAACUGGCUGAAGUGAUCAUGCGACCGAAGCAUUCACAUGUUGUUGCCCCGAUAUUUAUGAUCGACCAGGAAUGCCUCCCAGUCCGCUCACUGGAUGAUGCCGACAAGUUGCUCGAGAGUUCUCCCAAACGCAUGAAGAAAACAACCGAUGAAAACACCAAGAAAAACAACCGCAAAAGACCCCUUGAACUCAAUGAACAACAGAAGAUUGAUGAUCCUCAAUGGAAAGAGCUCAUGAAUAGGUACCGAAAAGAGUUACCUAAAUCAGGGGUAGUAAGAUGGGAGGGGAACCAAAAUAGCGAAGUUCAGGCUAUUCAGAAACUAUGUCCUGAGAUGCAAGUUCUGUCCGUAAUGGCAGGAAAAGGGCGUGAAAAAUAUGUGGUUCAUCCUGACCAAUUGCCUUUCCGACGAACCAUAAUCUUGAGCAGGCUUGCAUAUGAAGUUUUUGACCUAGGAACUGAAGACCUUCAAGAGAUGUCCAAGAACCAACAGAGCCGCAAAGCUGAAAUAUCCGCUCACAUCAUGGUUUGCGUGUUUGGUAGACCAAGUGAAGCAAUAGAGUCGAAUGAUAGCCAAACUCAUGAGACAAAUGCCGAGGAGAACUCCAGCCGAGUUCCUAGUGCCGAACUGCAAGAGCCAUCUGCGAUGGUCCCAUCCAACGGGAAGAUGUUCGCAGACAGCGUGUCCGAUGUUCAGUUGCCUGCCAAUUCAUGGACGUCAGCAGCGGUUUCAGUGUCAGGUCCAAGGUAUUUGAAGUUGUCGGAACAAAGGAAGUCAUACAUCCGUAAAUUGCACCACAACCUUGGACAUCCGACAGCUGAACGCCUUUCCAAACACCUGGCUGACCUCGGAGCCGAAGAGCUCUUAGUUCAGGGAGCUCUAGACUAUCUCUGUGCACCGUGUGCUGAACGACGCCCACCACGACUGAAUCCCACAGGUACCCUGAAGGAGGCACGUGACUUCAAUCAACGCAUUUAUAUAGAUGGGUUUGAUUGGAAAGGGGAACAUGGAUAUCAGGGCUAUGUCGUUCACAUCAUCGAUGAAGCAACCCAAUUUCAUUUGGGACGUCGCACUGUUCGAGAUGGAAUACAAGCUCAAAAGGUGUUUGAAGAUUGCUGGAACAAUUGGGCCGGGUCACCCGGCGAAAUCGUGAUGGACUGCGGAGGUGAAUUUGUAGCUGACCCUUGGAAAGAGUUUCUUCAGCGUGAAGGCAUAACUCCGAUACUGACAGCAGGACCAUGGCAAAGAGGUAGGAUUGAGAGACAUGGAGGUAUUGUAAAAGAAAUGCUCCAUAGAAUAGACCAAGCUCAACCAAUCCGCAAUGAGAAAGAGUUCGAAAGGGCCCUAGCCCAAGUUUUCCGUGCCAAAAAUUCCCUUGCAUCAGUAGGAGGGUAUAGUCCUGAACAAGCUGUCCUUGGUAAAGCUACUCGCCUUCCAGCUUCAAUCAUCAGCGAUGAGGGCAAUCCAGCCCAUUUGCAUGCAGCCAUGAACGAUGGCCCAGAUGCGGACCGUUUCCGUGCAGCACUUGAGUUGAGGGUUCUUGCCAGAAAAGCCUUUAUCGAUAGUGAUAACAGUCAAGCCAUUCGCAAAGCCUUACUCCGAAAGUCAAGAGGAGAAAUCACAGAAUGGUCAUGUGGACAACCAUGCAUGUUUUGGGACAAAAGGAAAUCCGCAAACAUGUUAGAAAAAGGGAGAUGGUGUGGCCCGGCACAGGUUGUUUUGGUUGAGUCAAAAACCAUAGUUUGGAUCACUCACAUGAAUAGAAUCCUCAGGUGCGCCAGAGACAAUCUCCGACCUGUCAGUUUGCGCGAGUUUGAACGCCAUGCAUCUUUCAAUCAACAGAUUGAUACACAAAGGGCACAACAGAUGGCUUCACAACUGAGGAGGCGCUUACAUGAGAAAAGUGGUAUGUUCCAAUUUUCCGACCUCAGUGAAAUUCCUCCCGAACAUGAAACAACAGAAGCAGUAGUCACUCACAAUCAGCCCGAAGAAGAACCUACUCGAAGACCUUCCCAUGAACCGGUUCCAGAAAUCAAUCCUGAAGAAAUAGCCAUCCCCGAUAUUUCUGAGAAAGCAUGGGAAGCUGAAGAUGAAAGUAUCAAGUCACCGAGUAGCUAUGCACCAGGAACGCCUUUUGGGGAAGACAACAAUAGUGGUAUUGGGGAUAAUGAUACCGGGGUUAACCUAAUGGGGAAUGAUAGUGUAGAAGAUAGCAAUGUCGUGUACAAUGCCUUCUUCACUGAAGCCAACGUUCCCGGACCUGCCAUCCGAAGUGACGAAGACACACUUUGGAGUGAAGCUGAAGAGGACAGGCGACCAUACUGCGAGUAUGAAUUCGAUGUUCCCCAGCAACAGGUUCAAAGGUUUUUGCAAGACCCAAAAAUUCACACCUCGCUUUUGGCAACAGCCGCGAGGAGAGCCCGGUCUGAAGUCAGGUAUGCCACUUUGAAUGAUGGAGAGAAAGAACUUUUCAAACAAGCUAAAGCCAAAGAACUGAGCUGUUGGUUGGAAACAAGUGCAGUCAGGAAAAUACUGAGGCAUAAGAUAUCCCCAAACAGGAUCAUGACAAGCCGAUGGAUCCUCACAUGGAAACCCGAUGCAACACUCCCAAAUGGUCGCAAGGCCAAAGCCCGACUUGUGGUAAGAGGAUAUCAGGAUCCAGAACUGGACCAGGUAAGUACUGAAUCCCCGACAUUGUCUCGAGAUGCAAGGAUGCUGUUGCUGCAAGUGAUAUCCUCUUCGGGAUGGACAGUGCAGAACUUUGACAUUACAACUGCAUUCUUAAGGGGCAAGUCUGACGGGAGACAAUUGGCGAUGGAACCAGUUGCAGAAUUGAAACAACUUUUGAAUUUGUCUGGCGAUGAAGUCCUGCUGUUAGAAGGAAACGCCUAUGGAAGAGUUGAUGCACCAUUGCUUUUCUACAAAGAAUUCCGUCGACAGUUGGAGAAGGUUGGUUUCGAAGCACAUCCACUUGACAAUUGCCUAUUUCUCUUGCGUAACAAAAAGAAUCCAGAAGUCCUAGAUGGAGUGUUGGGUACACAUGUAGAUGAUGGUUUGGGAGGUGGAAACGAAAACUAUGAAAAUGCACUCAAAGAACUGCAGAAGGUACUUCCUUUUGGACAGAGGGAAUAUCGAAAGUUUCGUUUUACUGGUUUGGACAUUGAACAGCUGCCUGAUAAUUCAAUCAAGAUUAGCCAAGAAGAAUACAUCAACAAGAUUGAACCUAUUCAGAUACCCAAAUCACGCAGGUCAGAAAAGGGGUCCAACGCGCUAGCGUCAGAAGUGCAUGACCUCCGAGCCUUAUGCGGAAGUUUGCAAUAUGCAGCAGUUCAUAGUCGACCAGAUAUGGCAGCCAAGGUGGCGUUCAUUCAGAAGAACAUUUGUAGCGCGACUGUUUCAACGUUGCUGGAGGCCAAUCGAGUCUUAGCUGAAGCACAACAGACGGCGGAUACCUCCAUUAUGGUGAGGCCUCUCCCGCUGAGCCAAGUGACUUUUGCGAGUUUCGGCGAUGCCAGUUUCGCCUCAGCCUCUCAACUCAAAGCCCAACAAGGGUUGUUUAUAGUUGCGUGUACUCCGGAGUUAGCUGCCAACCGAACUUCCGAGAUCAGUCCAAUGUCUUGGAACUCCAAACAGAUAGGAAGAGUGGUAAGAUCAACGCUUAGUGCUGAGGCAUAUGCAAUGAGUUCCUCUCUCGACAAACUUACAUGGCUGAGGUGUUUGUGGGGUUAUAUCCUUAGUCCAAGUUUCAAGUGGCAAUACCCUGAGAGUUCCUUGCAGGAAGGUCCCAAAGCUCUCCUCAUCACCGACUGCAAAAGCCUUUAUGACCUAACAACGAAGUUAGCGGUUCCUAACUGUGAAGAGUGGCGAACUACAGUUGAUGUUAAUUAA